CGUCAGCGCAGGCGGCAUCAACAACAAUACAUUAUCAUAUUGUAUUCCAUGUGGAUAAUUACCCCUAGAAGUCAUAAAUAAAUGAACUAUAAUAUGAUAUCCCGUUGUCGUUUACAGUGUAGGUUAAGUGCAUACAUGGCUUACAUUCUGGAUGCUACCCGCCAUUAAAUAUAACAAAGACGAAAAAACGACGACGACGAAGGAAGCUUAAAUCUUUUAUUUUGAAGAACCUGGACAGAUUUCCGUCUGUUCGUCUUAGCCGACUUGACCACGACGGUAGUAAUUGUCGUCAGUUUCUUCCCUAACUUUAUCAAGCUUCUACGACUCUUUUUGGAAUUGUGUCUUAAACCAACAUGGGAGCUUGUUUGGCACUGAGUUCUCUUGCCAGUUGUGCAUCCUGUUUGUGCGGCUCGGCUCCCUGCCUGCUGUCAUCAUGCUGCCCUUCGACGUACAACUCUACCAUGAGCCGGCUGGCUUUCUCCUUCAUGUUGCUGCUUGGGACUCUGGUCUCUGUCAUUAUGAUUCUCCCAGGCAUGGAAGAAAAUCUUAAAAAGAUUCCAGGUUUCUGCAUGGGUGGCACAACCAUACCUGGCAUAGAGAACAAGGUGAAUUGUGACAUUAUUGUGGGCUACAAGUCCGUGUACCGCAUGUGCUUUGCCAUGGCCUGCUUCUUCUUCCUCUUCUCCAUCAUCAUGAUCCGAGUGCGCAGCAGCAAGGAUCCCCGAGCUGCCAUCCAGAAUGGCUUCUGGUUCUUCAAGUUCCUUGUGCUGGUUGGCAUAACCGUGGGAGCUUUCUUCAUACCAGAUGGCACCUUUAAUACAGUGUGGUAUUACUUCGGCAUGGUGGGCUCUUUCAUUUUCAUCCUCAUCCAACUCAUCCUUCUGGUGGACUUCGCCCAUUCCUGGAACCAGUCCUGGGUGGAGAACGCAGAGAACGGAAACCGAAAGUGUUGGUUUGCAGCUCUAGUGUCUUUCACCUUUGUCCACUAUGCCUUGGCUUUCACUGCCGUCGUGCUGUUCUACGUCUAUUACACCAAACCUGAUGACUGCACAGAGCACAAGGUCUUCAUCAGCCUCAACUUCAUAUUCUGCAUCAUUGUGUCUAUUGUGGCAAUUCUUCCCAAAGUUCAGGAGGUUCAGCCCACCUCAGGCCUGUUGCAGGCCUCCCUCAUUUCCCUCUACACCAUGUAUGUCACCUGGUCAGCCAUGAGCAACAACCCCAACCGUCAGUGUAACCCCAGCCUGCUGAGUUUGGUCCAGCCCGUCAGUCCAACUCCACCACCAGGACCUGCCCCAGGAACUCCAAAAGUCCAGUGGUGGGAUGCACAGGGCAUCGUGGGAUUGAUCAUUUUCUUGUUCUGUACUCUUUAUGCCAGCAUCCGCUCAUCCAACAAUGCCCAGGUGAACAGGCUGAUGCAGACUGAGGAGGGCGAGGGUCUGACCGCCUCCCACGAGGCCACCAAAGGAGAGGACGGAGUCCAUCGGGCCAUGGACAAUGAAGAGGAUGGAGUCACCUACAGCUAUUCCUUCUUCCACUUCAGCCUCCUUCUGGCCUCCCUCUACAUCAUGAUGACCCUCACCAACUGGUACAUCAUAUUCUGCAUCAUUGUGUCUAUUGUGGCAAUUCUUCCCAAAGUUCAGGAGGUUCAGCCCACCUCAGGCCUGUUGCAGGCCUCCCUCAUUUCCCUCUACACCAUGUAUGUCACCUGGUCAGCCAUGAGCAACAACCCCAACCGUCAGUGUAACCCCAGCCUGCUGAGUUUGGUCCAGCCCGUCAGUCCAACUCCACCACCAGGACCUGCCCCAGGAACUCCAAAAGUCCAGUGGUGGGAUGCACAGGGCAUCGUGGGAUUGAUCAUUUUCUUGUUCUGUACUCUUUAUGCCAGCAUCCGCUCAUCCAACAAUGCCCAGGUGAACAGGCUGAUGCAGACUGAGGAGGGCGAGGGUCUGACCGCCUCCCACGAGGCCACCAAAGGAGAGGACGGAGUCCAUCGGGCCAUGGACAAUGAAGAGGAUGGAGUCACCUACAGCUAUUCCUUCUUCCACUUCAGCCUCCUUCUGGCCUCCCUCUACAUCAUGAUGACCCUCACCAACUGGUACAUGCCCAAUGCAAACUACCAGGUCAUGGAGAGCACCAUGCCAGCUGUCUGGGUGAAGAUCAGCUCCAGCUGGCUCGGCCUGGCCCUGUAUCUCUGGACCCUGGUGGCCCCGCUGGUGCUCCCCGACAGAGACUUCAGCUAAAAAUUGUGAACUCUGUCAACACGUUGUCACUAGCUUCUUACUGUUUGCACCUUUUGAGGAAAGUUAACUUUAAUGUUGUGCCAUUCUAGAUGAAAAUGCUAUAUUGUUAUCUAAAUGCUGGUCCCCCCUUUUUCUGUGAACUGACGUUUUGCAGAGAGAUGAGAUUGUUUAGCUUCCAUCACACAUUCCAACCUUUCACCUCAAGAAAUAUUUCUCCUUUCCCCCACUAUUACAUAUAUUAGAACUGAGAGCAUUAUAUGCCUUUUUGGCUAAGACCAAAUGAUCACUGUAGAAGUGAUGGUUUGGCUUAGUUUAACCAGAUUUACCUUGUGCUCCAUACAUCAUACUUUUCCUUAUUCUCCUUGAAUCCAUUUGAUUCAAGGUGUUUAGGUGCUUGAGGUUCACUUUUUCUAUUUAGCUACUUUAUCUUUUUUUAAUUAAUGGUUUUAUUUUCGUGCCCGGUUUUAAACAAAGUGCCUUAUUAUAUUUUGCACGCAGUUAUUCAAGGGGACCAAAGUUUUUCUAACAUUUAGCUUUGAGUGUAAAGUUCCUCAGUAUAUGUUCACUUUUCAGUUUAAUCAAUAAAGUUGACAUUCUGUUUAA
This is a messenger RNA of Monopterus albus (swamp eel), 2843 nucleotides long. RefSeq names its product serine incorporator 2 (gene serinc2). NCBI's taxonomy places the organism in Eukaryota, Metazoa, Chordata, Actinopteri, Synbranchiformes, Synbranchidae. The transcript has 14 exons. The record is from RefSeq and is a predicted model, not a curated record. Gene Ontology annotation, cellular component: membrane. Bases 354 to 2240 code for a protein of 628 amino acids.